ACGACAGGGUAGUGCUGAGAAAAAGCGCUGAACAUCGCUUGCUGAAGGCUGACAGGCUCACUACUCCAGAUUCUGCCAUGAACUCCCAGGGCCCCCUUCAUCUGCAUACCCCCUUGCGGGAGAGCUUGCCCCUAUCAAGAGUGGUCGGGACGUCUGUCUACCUGAAGAUGGACUCUGCCCAGCCCACUGGGUCCUUUAAGAUCCGUGGAAUCGGACAUCUCUGCAAGACGUGGGUGCAGAAGGGCUGUGAGAGAUUUGUCUGUUGUUCAGGAGGGAAUGCUGGUAUGGCUGCUGCAUACUCUGCCCGACGUUUGAGGGUGCCCGCCACCAUUGUGGUGCCCAUCGUUACACCCCAUUUCACUGUGCAAAAGCUGAAGAAUGAAGGUGCUACAGUACUGGUUCAUGGCAAGGUGCUCAAGGACAGCAUCGAGUACGGCCAGCAGCUGGUGGCCAACAACCCUGGCUGGGUUUUCAUUUCCCCGUAUGAUGACCCCCUCAUCUGGGAGGGCCACACAUCACUGGUACAGGAGCUGCAAGCAGAGCUGGAAGUGAAGCCUGGGGCAAUAGUGCUGUCCGUGGGUGGUGGGGGCCUCCUUUGUGGGGUGGUGGAGGGGCUGCGGCGUGCCAACUGGGGGGAUGUUCCCAUCAUCGCCAUGGAGACGAUUGGUGCUGACAGCCUGAAUGCUGCCCUCAGAGCAGGAGAACUUGUCACACUGUCUGAAAUAACAAGUGUCGCCACAACGCUGGGCUUGAACCAAGUGGCGGCGCAGGCACUCCAAGUGGCCCAGGAGCACACAGUUCUCUCAGAGCUUGUUACAGACCAGGAGGCUGUCAGGGCGGUUGAGCUGUUCGCAGAUGAUGAAAAAAUCCUGGUGGAGCCAGCAUGUGGUGCUGCCCUGGCAGCCAUUUACUGCAACAUCAUCAACAGACUGCAGAAGGAAGGCAGGUUGGCGCAGGAGCUGGGGCCUGUGGUGGUGGUGGUGUGCGGCGGCAACAACAUCACCUUGGGCCAACUGCAGGUGCUGAAAAAGCGGCUCAACCUGUGUUAGUUGACAGAAGAGCAACACACGCCUGUACCCUUACUGUCACAGGCCAAUGGUCUGAACAUGCUGCAGGCAGGAUGCUGCUGUCAAGGGCCACUGAACUGAUGAUAAUCAUAUCAUUCCAGGAUGUGUGAAAGUGACUGGAACUCUCCAGAAAACAAAAUGAGAGCAGGACUGAGGUCUACAGUUAAUAAAACUGCUGUCAGGCCCGUUUUCAAAUGAUAGACAUUUUAAAAUGUGAAAUUUUUUAAACAUGUCAAGGUGUAUCAGUAUCAUCUUAUUAAUCAUUUUGUAUAUCAUAUUUCCCUGAACGAAGCAAAAUAACCCUGUUCAGUGUUGUACAGAUUAUUCCAUUACUAUAUAAUAGUGGAACCCUAUGAUAUCUAUGACCACCAUAGUGCUUCUCUGAACUAGUCACUUUCAAAUCGUCACCAGGGCCAGAUGAACAAAGAAUUGUAGAGUUGAAGAGAAAACUGAGUGGCAAAGGUGAGACACAGAGACACCUUGCUUUGCAGGUCAUUUUCCAUUGGGGCUCACUUUGAGGCACAAAGGUGAUUAUGCACUUUUUGCCCAUGCCUCUCUGUUUUUGGACUUUUGGGCCUCAAAUAGCACUUAACAUAAUGCAGUUUGUUUCUAAGUAAGAAUAGGAAACUCACAGGAAAUUACACUACAAACUUUAUAAUGAUGAUUUGAAUUGCUUCAGUAAAUAACCUAAAAUGUAUCUGCCCAUGCUUGGCACCUAAUACUGAUGCUCGCUAAGAGUGGGUCUACUAGGACAGUUAAUAUUUUAAUUUCUUGUAGAUGCAUGUACUGUACUAGUAUAAUGCUUCAAAUUAAGAUCUGUAAAUAAGAUGCAGUUUAAUAAAAAAAAAUAUACUAU
Scleropages formosus (Asian bonytongue) is the source of this 1923-nucleotide messenger RNA. Its product is annotated as L-serine dehydratase/L-threonine deaminase-like. The transcript is spliced from 8 exons. Gene Ontology annotation, molecular function: pyridoxal phosphate binding; threonine deaminase activity; L-serine ammonia-lyase activity. Bases 78 to 1049 code for a protein of 323 amino acids. Gene Ontology annotation, biological process: L-serine catabolic process; L-threonine catabolic process. The record is from RefSeq and is a predicted model, not a curated record. Lineage: Eukaryota; Metazoa; Chordata; Actinopteri; Osteoglossiformes; Osteoglossidae.